Messenger RNA from Neoarius graeffei (lesser salmon catfish), 1358 nucleotides. RefSeq names its product electron transfer flavoprotein subunit beta lysine methyltransferase (gene etfbkmt). The transcript has 3 exons. The record is from RefSeq and is a predicted model, not a curated record. Gene Ontology annotation, biological process: peptidyl-lysine trimethylation. NCBI's taxonomy places the organism in Eukaryota, Metazoa, Chordata, Actinopteri, Siluriformes, Ariidae. Gene Ontology annotation, cellular component: mitochondrial matrix. Bases 232 to 987 code for a protein of 251 amino acids. Gene Ontology annotation, molecular function: protein-lysine N-methyltransferase activity.
CGACACCAGCGACGCAUUUGCGGCUAGUUUGAGAGAAAUUUUGUCGCACGAUUUUUUUGAACGUGUUCAAAAUUUCAGCGACGGAGGGACACUUUGCGACUCAUGCGAGGAACUUGAAGCCCUGUGAAUGUUUCGACACUUUUGAAACUCUCUCGGUCGCAGGCUUUACAUCACUAGUGUUCAGGUGUUCUACACCUUUUGUGCUGGAGACUCACUGAGCUGUUUAUCGAGAUGAGUCGAGGACUAUUUAUUUGUUUAUGUCGCAGUGACGCGCUGAGAAAACCCUUUCAGACUGUUCGCCGGUAUAUGAAAUGGACGACAGAAAAUGAAACAAAGCGGUUUAUUGCAGAAAACACUGAGAUAGUCAAAGGUCAAAGUUUAACACCCGAGAUCGCGUUAAGACUCUUUACAGUGAAAUGUCGCUUCUGGACGGAGAGACCAGAGUUCUGGCCCUUUCCUGACCCCUUCUGGGCGAUAUACUGGCCUGGGGGACAGGCACUGACCAGGUAUCUUUUAAACAAUCCAGAGGUGUCAGCAGGUAGGAAAGUGCUGGAUCUUGGCUGUGGAUGUGGCGCAUCUGCUAUUGCUGCUAAACUCAGUGGGGCUGCUCAUGUGGUGGCUAAUGACACUGAUCCAAUUGCUGCAGUUGCCACAAAGAUGAACUGCGAGCUGAAUGGUUUAGAGCCCUUGUCUUGUGUGACCGAGAACCUGAUUGGCUCAGAACCUGAGAACUGGGACCUCAUCCUGCUGGGAGACAUGUUCUAUGAUGAGACUCUUACAGACAGCUUACAUAAGUGGCUCUACAAAUGUGUCAAGCUUCACAGAACACACAUACUAAUUGGAGACCCAGGACGGGCGCAGUUUGAAAACCAUGACAUCAAGAAACUGUUGUGUGAAGAGGCUCGGUUUGAGUUACCUGACUCGGUUCGAGAAGAAAAUUACGGACUGACAAGCAGCACAGUGUGGCAGUACAGACCUAAUUCCUAAGUUGAUAUGAACAGGCAGUCAAUGUGAACAUCAGUGAACAGUUUACAACUUCAACAAAACAGACUUCAUGCGAAAACUAUAUUUUCCUGGUUUCACAAUUAUACUUUGACUAUACAGGAUACUGUUAUAGAAGCAAAUUACUUAUAAAUCAUGUCUGUUAUCAUCCAAAUGAGGAUGGGUUCCUUUUUGAGUCUGGUUCCUCUCAAGGUUUCUUCCUCAUAUCAUCUGAGGGAGUUUUUCCUUGCUACUGUCACCACAGGCUUGCUUAUUAGGGGUAAAUUAGGGAUAACAUUAAACAUGAGCUAAAGUCUUUAAUUUUCUGUAAAGCUGCUUUACAACAAUGUCUGUAAUUAAAAGUGCUUUACAGAUCA